AGCUAUUCUUGAAACCAAGAGGCAUUUCUCCACCUUGCCUUUUGACACCCUAGGCUUUUUGGGGUUUUUUUAGAGGGGUUCUCCAGUGUUUGCCUGAGCAGAAAGCGGGUUGGUGUGUGAGGUUGCCAGUCGCCUCUCUCACAAGAGCUGGACGUCGUUAGGGGGUCGUGUCGUGUUCGGGAAUGACACCGAGUAGGGAGCAGCGUACGGAUGACCUUGCUCCGCAAAGUCAAGUCCACAGUGCCCGGUGGUCACAUCAUGACCCUGACUCCGCCUGGGCCUGGACCUGAGAAUGACCCUCUGUUCUCCUGCUUUCAGGGAUGACUCUGUCCCGGAGGACAACAUCUGGAGGGGCAUCCUCUCUGUCGUCUUCUUCUUCCUCAUCAUCAGUGUGCUGGCCUUCCCCAACGGUCCUGGAACAGCGUGUGCCCGUCCCAGGGAAGCACAGAGUAACAGAGGUCCAUUUACUCGGCCACAUCCAGCCUUAUGGAGAAUGGUUUUUGGGCUCAGCGUGCUCUACUUCCUCUUCCUGGUCUUCCUGCUGUUCCUGAACUUCGAGCAGGUGAAGUCCCUGAUGUACUGGCUGGACCCCAACCUCCGCUACGCCACCAGGGAGGCUGAUGUCAUGGAGUAUGCUGUGAACUGUCAUGUCAUCACCUGGGAGAGGAUUAUCAGCCACUUCGACAUCUUUGCAUUUGGGCAUUUCUGGGGCUGGGCCAUGAAGGCCUUGCUGAUCCGCAGUUACGGCCUCUGCUGGACCAUCAGCAUCACCUGGGAGCUGACGGAGCUCUUCUUCAUGCACCUCCUGCCCAACUUCGCCGAGUGCUGGUGGGACCAGGUGGUCCUGGACAUCCUGCUCUGCAACGGCGGUGGCAUCUGGCUGGGCAUGGUCGUCUGCCGCUUCCUGGAGAUGAGGACCUACCACUGGGCGAGCUUCAGGGACAUCCACACCACCACUGGGAAAAUCAAAAGAGCUGUGCUGCAGUUCACCCCUGCUAGCUGGACCUACGUCCGAUGGUUUGACCCCAAGUCUUCAUUUCAGAGAGUGGCCGGAAUAUACCUUUUCAUGAUCAUCUGGCAGCUGACCGAGCUGAACACCUUCUUCCUGAAGCACAUCUUUGUGUUCCAAGCCGGCCACCCGCUGAGCUGGUGCAGGAUCCUCUUCAUUGGCGGCAUCACCGCUCCCACAGUGAGGCAGUACUACGCUUACCUCACCGACACGCAGUGCAAGCGCGUGGGGACCCAGUGCUGGGUGUUCGGGGUCAUUGCCUUCCUGGAAGCUAUUGUUUGCAUAAAAUUUGGACAAGACCUCUUCUCUAAGACACAGAUACUGUAUGUUGUGCUUUGGCUCCUUUGCGUGGCCUUCACCACCUUCCUGUGCCUGUACGGCAUGGUCUGGUACGCGGAGCACUGUGGCCACCGAGGCAAGACCUAUUCAGAGUGUGAAGACGGCACCUACAGCCCAGAUAUUUCCUGGCCUCACGGGAAAGGCACAAAAGGUUCUGAAGACGGCACCCCCAAGCAUCCGGGCAACAAUGAAAGCCACUCUUCCAGGAGAAGAAAUCGACAUUCCAAGUCAAAAGUCACCAACGGAGUUGGAAAGAAAUGAGAGACCCCGGUUAAUCAGAGAUGUUCCCGAGAGUGCCUAGAACUGAGGGAGCCGGAAUCACUGAGCCUCCCUGCUAGGAGGUGACAACGUGCAGUGCACACGGGAAGAGGAGAGGGGACUUUGGGGGGGUCAUUGUUUGAGGGUGUAAGUCUUGUUUCCCACAGACACGGCCACAUCAGGCAGACCACCGCCUGGGGUGCCCUGCCGGUGUGGGGUCCCUUUAAAGCCAGCGCUGGCCUGCGGUCACCAGUAGCGACCAGUGUGCUCAAGGGGAAGGGAGCUGAUUUUCUCACCGCUGCCAGCAGCAGCCUGCGCUUGGGAGCAUUGUGGGUACAGGUUACACACCGCCAUCCAGACGGGGCGGUGACCGUGCAGCUCGUGGACUGGUCACCAGGUGUUCUUACGAGUCCGCCUUCCCAUCCAGUCGGUUUACAUUCAGGCCACUUUUCUGUGUUUUAUUUUGUUGUUAGUCGUUUUUAAGUUAAGAUGCUUAAAAACCUUCCGAAGCCACUGCUGAAGUUGAACUGGGGAGGGCUCCCCUCUCUCCUAGAAAAAGAGAAGGGGGAGCUUUUUUGUUACUGUUUUGCAAACGUCAUCCCCUUUUCAGAACCUGAGACCACGCAGCAGGCGUAAACCAGCCCGAGGAAGGGUUAGCUGCCUCCGCAGGACCUGGGCUUCAGCUCAGACCUGUUGUGUACCGUUCGGGCUCACUGCCCACACUCACCCGCGGUGCACAGCCACGGGCCUGCUCGAGGGCCGCGCGCUCCCCCCACAGCCAGGUGCCUUUACAUCCUACCUGUUUCCUUCCGUGGCGUGUUGCUGACAUUGUACUCCCAAGCGAGGUGCUGGUGAGUGUUACCUCCAUCAUCCAUGCGCUAGAAAGUUUACCCGACAGCUCACCACCUCUGAUGGCUCCUGUUCUAAAUAAAACAAUUCACGUGAAAGCUUGUCACA
Molecule: messenger RNA, 2563 nt
Organism: Miniopterus natalensis
Lineage: Eukaryota; Metazoa; Chordata; Mammalia; Chiroptera; Miniopteridae
Source: RefSeq, a predicted model, not a curated record